AUGCAUCCUUGUCAACAGUUGGUAAAGGUAUCAGGUAUCAGGCCAAAAGCUCUUCCAAACACUAAAGAAAUAAAAGGAAAAAUGAUACGAAAUAUUAAGCAGUAUGUUAAUUCAGUUCCGAUAUUACGAAAGGCAGUUAUUGCUGGAAAUGGUUUAGUAGUUUUCCUUAUCACCAAAACUCGCAAUCUACAUUCGCCGGCCAACUGGUUUGUCGUCUCCUUAGCAGUUGCUGAUUUUACAGUCGGUGCCGUCCUCUUUCCAUCGGGUUAUUACUGUGUAAACACAACGCAUUGCAACAGGAUAGUCAUGAUAUUUUGGAUGGCUUUAUACUGGUUUGUCAUGCACGCCUCAGUCACAAAUCUUUGCGCAUUAACUUGGAAUCGCUACCUCGCCAUCGUUCAUCCAUUCAAAUACAAUACUUCAAUGACCGUAAAACGGCCUCGUAUGACUAUCUUAGUUGCAUGGUUGAUUCCUCUGGCAGUUUCAUUGGCCCUUGUUUUGGGCAUGUUCGUAACAAGCUCCACUACUGUUCACAAAAUUAUGCGGUUGACGUGUGUCUCAGCUUUCUACAUAAUAUUAUGUAUGUUUCUUCUUUAUGCUGUUGUUCGUAUCCUACUUGUUGCACGAGCACAAUCGCGACAGAAAUCUCUUAUGGAACGACAACUUAGAUCUAACUUUGGCUUGACCUUACGCAGAAGUAACAAGAACGAGACAGCUGCAGGAUUUAUAAUUGCUGUUAAUGUAUUUUUCUUGGGAUGUCAUACCGUUGUAAAUUAUCUCAUAGUAUGCCUCACCAUACCUUCUUGCGAUGUGUCUGACAGAGCAGGGAAGGUUGUUAGUUUACUUCUGGUUGUAAACUCUAUGGUGAACCCCAUGGUUUAUGCUCUUUUAAAGAAAGACAUUAAAAAGAAAAUAAAAAUUCUCAUUUGCGAAAAAACCUUCGGUGAAAAGCGUAACCAUGGCGAGACUGAGUAG
Pocillopora verrucosa is the source of this 975-nucleotide messenger RNA. NCBI's taxonomy places the organism in Eukaryota, Metazoa, Cnidaria, Anthozoa, Scleractinia, Pocilloporidae. The record is from RefSeq and is a predicted model, not a curated record.